Messenger RNA from Phycodurus eques (leafy seadragon), 2325 nucleotides. It is a transcript of the gene ppp2r3b, whose product is annotated as protein phosphatase 2, regulatory subunit B'', beta. Bases 181 to 1908 code for a protein of 575 amino acids. The transcript has 14 exons. Gene Ontology annotation, molecular function: calcium ion binding; protein phosphatase regulator activity. Lineage: Eukaryota; Metazoa; Chordata; Actinopteri; Syngnathiformes; Syngnathidae. Gene Ontology annotation, cellular component: protein phosphatase type 2A complex. The record is from RefSeq and is a predicted model, not a curated record. Gene Ontology annotation, biological process: protein dephosphorylation.
UUGGAGCGAGCGGGCAGAGACGUGAGUGGAUCUGUCGCGGGAUGGACGCCGGAGACAGCGUCUGCAUUCCCUUUUGCCAUUGAACAAACGCUCAGCAGCAUUUCCAAAUGAGGAGCGGAAGGUAGCGUGCUAACACCGUGGUUGGAGUUUACGUGCUUUAAAUAAAAGGCUUCCUUCAAAAUGCCGUCGAGUCAGAUUCUUCAGCCAGUCCUCAAGAUGAAGGUGGACGAACUCUUCCUCACCUGGUUGAGCCAGCCCAAAACCCAGACGGUGCUCAAAGGUUACCUAGACCUCAUCAAAAGCGGACAUCACGCCGAUUUAAGCGAUGUGGGUGUCAAGGAGAAGUGCACUCUAACCUUCAACCAAAACAACAACGUGGCUUCCCAAAAGAACUUGGCCGAGAAGAAGCCUGCCGCCUUCAACGUGCCCUUGAGUCCACCUUGUUCCUCCAUCCUGCCCUCAGGAUGCAGCGGCGCCACCAGGGUGACGGGACCCCACGGCAGGAUCCUACGGAGGUCUGUCAGCUCCAAAAAGGCGCAGGUGAAGACAGAGGAACCCGUCAGCCGUGCGCUGAGCGAAAGCAUUCCAAAGUUCUACUUCCCGCAAGGUCGGCCCCAAGCCAACGUUAACAUCGACAGCCUCAUUUCCAAAAUUGAGGCGACGUUCUGCCAAUUCCCCAAUGAAAGGGCCACCAUUGAGGACAUGGCGCAGGUUGCCAAGGCCUGCGAGUGUCCCCUCUACUGGAAGGUGCCAUUGUUCUGCUCAGCCGGGGGCGACAGGACGGGCUUCGUGUCCGUGCACAAGUUCGUGGCAAUGUGGCGCAAAACGCUGCAGACCUGUCACGACGCCGCCGCCAAAUUCGUGCACCUCCUGGCCAAGCCUGGCUGUAAUUACCUGGAACAAGACGACUUUAUUCCCUUCCUGCAGGAUGUGGUCAACUCUCACGCAGGCCUGGCUUUCCUGAAGGAGGCGUCGGAUUUUCACUCCAGAUACAUCACCACGGUGAUCCAAAGGAUAUUUUAUACUGUGAACCGCUCGUGGAAUGGAAAAAUAACUUGUUACGAACUCCGGAAAAGUAACUUUCUUCAGAAUGUGGAGCUGCUGGAGCUCGAAGAAGACGUAAACCAGCUGACAGAGUUCUUCUCCUACGAGCACUUCUACGUCAUCUACUGCAAGUUCUGGGAGCUUGACACCGACCACGACCUCUACAUCGACCCCAAGGACCUGGCACAGCACAACGACCAAGCAAUCUCCCAAAAGAUGAUCGAGAGAAUAUUCUCAGGAACCGUGACAAGGGAGAGGCGCGUCCUCAAGGAAGGCCGCUUGGGUUACGCAGACUUCGUGUGGUUCCUCAUCUCCGAGGAGGACAAGAAGACGGACACCAGUAUAGAGUACUGGUUCCGCUGCAUGGACCUGGACGGCGACGGCGUGCUGAGCAUGUACGAGAUGGAGUACUUCUACGAGGAGCAGUGUCAGAAGCUGGAGAGCAUGGCUAUCGAGCCGCUGCCCUUUGAGGACUGCCUCUGCCAGAUGCUCGACCUCGUCAAGCCUCGAGUCCAAGGUAAGAUCACGCUGCGGGACUUGAAGAGGUGCAAGCUGUCGCACGUCUUCUUCGACACAUUCUUCAACCUGGAGAAGUAUCUGGACCACGAGCAGCGGGACCCGUUCUCCGUCAUCAGGGAGGUGGCGACGGAGGGACAGGAAGCGUCGGACUGGGAGCGCUACGCCGCCGAGGAGUACGACAUCCUGGUGGCCGAAGAGGCCGCCGCGAAUCACUGCGAUGACGUGUUCGAAAGGCCACAGAGUCCCUCCGACGCGGGUCUGACGAAGAGGAACUUCUUCCAGAUCCCCGCGGCGCACUGCGACCUGGAUCUGGACGACUACGAGUACGAGGACGACUUUGAAUGAGCUGCCGGCGCCCCGACGAACAAAUCUUGAGACUUCUCACAGGCAAACUGCUGCCACCCAACUGCAGCUUCUUCUUCUUGGCACUUUAUACUUUUUUGUUUUUUUAAUUCAUGUGACUCGAUGAAGAAGUCGCUAUGACAUCACAAACUUGACUCUGCCUCCGUCCCGUCCAUUGGCUCACUUUACAUUCCAGUGAUCAUACCGGAAGCUUCUAUACAACAAAAUGUCAAGUCAUCACAUGGACACUGUGUGUGUGUGUGUGUGUGUGUGUGAGAUGGGUCGUUUAAUUUAUUAGAUGAAUUUAUAAAUAUACGUGUAAAUAUUGUUUGCUGUGAUGUAAAUGAUUUGGACAAGUUUGAAAGGAAUUGUUUUUUAUGUAAUAAAGUUAAUCAAGCCUCUGUCAUUAACGACAAGCAU